CCACCACACUUGUAGGAGACCAAAUACUAUAUUAUAACACUAGGCUACGAACUCUCCUGCAUAUUAAGUUCAAAUGGCGGCAGUUACACAAAAAUGAUUGAUAAUAGAAGAAACACUAAUCGACCAAAUCCAAUUACAGAGAAUUGGAACUGAGAGGGCGCUUGGGCGUCUGGAGUCCAUCAGUUCCACUAUAAUGGAUACGCACGGGAACCAAAACGUGAGGCGACUCUCGGAAUGAACUACACAAACUUGCAAGGACAAGUGGCCAACGUCAAACCUCAUUAUCAGCCCAGCGCGCAAUCCUUGCGGCUCAUCAUUCUGCUGAUCCUAGUCAUGGGGGUGGCCCCAUCCCCAGCUCUAACAGCGGGAUGCCCGGCACGAUGCAUAUGCGAUGACCAGCUGGUGGUCCAGUGCGCCGGGCAGCACCUCACCGCCUUCCCCACUGACCUGCCGCUGGCCACUCGGCAGCUCAUCAUCUCCAACAAUCGCAUCGUGGAGCUGCCGCCGUUGCAGCUCAACUACCUGUCGGACUUGGUGUACUUGGACUGUAGCAACAAUUCCCUGACGGAGAUUUCUAUGUCCACAUUCGGGAACCUGGGGAAGCUUGCUUACCUGGACUUGUCCUUUAACACCUUAACGCGGAUAGAGGACAGGACGUUCGGGCCUCUCUCCAGCCUCGUGAUGCUGAGAAUGACGGACAACCCCGGCCUGUCGGAUAUUCACCCGGACGCUUUCGCAAAGAACUCGGCGCUGCAGGUGCUGGACGUGAGCCGGAACAACCUGACCGUGCUCAACAUCAGUUCUCUCAUCGCGCUGCCCACCCUGCGCUCGGUCGGCCUCAGCGGAAAUUCCUGGAGCUGCGACUGCGAUAACGAGGACCUCUGUCUCUGGGUUCACAUCGAGGCAUUCAAGUUUCAAGAUGAGGGCCAGACGGUGUGCCGUGGUCCUCCUGACCUGCAGGGGCAGCGUCUGGGUGAGCUGGGGCUGCAGCUGCGGUCGCGGUGCCACCAGGGCCUGGGUUUCUGGGACUACCUGUUCUUCCUCGUCAUCGGCUUCGUUAUCUUUGCGGCAGGAACGGUGUCGGCGUGGGCAAUCGGUGUAGUCAUGGUACUGUACGAACGCUAUGUCAAGAAGAAGAGCGAGCAGAUGGACCCCGAUGACGAGAUUGAGCAGGACACAGGACCUGGCACGGGGGGCGGAGGGGGUCACCAUGCCAACGCACGAGGUAAUGGGGAUUUGAAAAACACUGGUCACAUGGUGGUAUGACUCCACCCUGUCCCACAGCCUCCCUACCGACUGUGCCUCGGAACCUACAGAACUACAAAACCUUUGAUGUCAUAAAAUGGCAGAGGUUAAGAAGAAACUACAAAGCAGAGCACACUGGGAUUAAUAAAAUACAGAAGAGAGACAACGCAGAAAUGUGCCUGAUUGAGAGUUGAAUAGUUCCUUAAAGUCCCAGUGCACAGUUUUGUAUCAUAUUGUACAACAGCUGAUGAACCUAACUUUGUAAAAGUGUGACAAAAUGUGAUCAGUGUUAUUUAGUGAUAGUUGAUGGUUGAAAAUACAAUCUAAACAGGACCUUAAAUCAGCAGGUUUUGCAUGGAUGGAGUUUUGGCUUGUUUGGUGACAUCACCGGGUGGUUAAGCUAUAGACCAAUAACAAAGUGACUUCCAAACCUCUCUGACAAUAGCAGCUAGUUCAGGUUACAUGUCUCUCCUAUUAGGUUCCGCCAAUUAGGCCCCUCAAUCAGACCACUCCCAGACAGUUAUGGCAAAAUUCUUGCUUGAGAAAUAGUAUUUUGACCAUUUUAAUGGAAUACUAUUACAGUAAGGUACUUAACUGUUACCCAGAAAUGAUUUAAUAUUGAGAUAAAAACAGCUGCAUUGGGCCUUUAAUAUACUAUAAUAAUAUGAUUCAAUUCUCUGGUCCUGUGUGUGUGUGCUCACUUUGGUAGCCUGUGUGUGUGUGUAUUGGGAGUUUGACUCCCCUCUACUAUUAGCCAAGAGAUCCUCUCUAAGUAGAGCCCUGUCUGCUGAGGGACGUGGCUUCUACCCAGCUGGCUGUUGGAGCUAUUCUGGCCGGCCUCUCAGUGGGGCCAGGUAAACACAGGACAUGAUAAUUGAUUUCCAGCCCUCCUGCUGUCCGUGUUUAGUAGGAUGCAGAGUCCCGUCCACCCCACCCGUCUCUUCAUGCACUGACUACACCAAAAACCUUACAGUAACUACUGAAUUAUAGAACAAUUCUACAGCAAUAACACAAAACACUUCUACUGUGAAGCGUAAUGAUUAUUAUGAAGCACAGUACUAGUCCUGCUCUGGGACAGUUGCUUUCAUCUGAGUCAACCCCUUUAGAAUACUACUGACCAUCCAUCAUUCUAUAUCCCACGACGUUAGCACUGGCUUCUAUUAAAGCUAAAUGCUACUCAGAUCUGGUGGAUCAACACUCACUGUCCUGUUGGUCCUCCGGCUGCACUAUGACGUUAAUCCUGACUCUGAAUGUUAUAAACUUAGUAGAGGUGAGUCUCUCCAUUCAUCCCAACAACAGCAGCUGCUCUAAGGAGAGGCUUGUGGCGGGAUUACAGUGGCUCUGAGGGGCUGUAAGAGUACAUAUCCAUUACACACAAUGGACUGAUCAGCUGGAGAGGUUGUGUGAGAAGGAAGGAGGGGAAGGAGAAAGGGAGUAAACACACACACACACACACACACACACACACACACACACACACACACACACACACACACACACACACACACACACACACACACACACACACACACACACACACACACACACACACACACACACACACACACACACACACACACACACACACACGGGUGUUAGAGAGAUAAACUGGAGUCCAAGGUGCCCCCCAAGAUUAAUGCACUUCAUUGAUGUAUAGACAGAACUCAGAACUUCUGUUCUGAUACAUCUAAGCGACAGGGAGCAUGUUCUCUAGGAAUACUAGAGGUAGUGUUGGCUGUUGGGCUGGUUUCCUGAUCAAAGCAGAGAUGUUACUACAGUUAUCUGACCUUUAUAGUGACACUGUUUAUGCCUCUCUCUAGUCAACACCAGGUGAGUCUGAACAAGGAGAUAUGUUGGUGGUAUGAACAUAGUACUG
This is a messenger RNA of Oncorhynchus gorbuscha (pink salmon), 3121 nucleotides long. RefSeq names its product leucine-rich repeat-containing protein 52-like. NCBI's taxonomy places the organism in Eukaryota, Metazoa, Chordata, Actinopteri, Salmoniformes, Salmonidae. The record is from RefSeq and is a predicted model, not a curated record. Bases 235 to 1266 code for a protein of 343 amino acids. Gene Ontology annotation, cellular component: voltage-gated potassium channel complex. The transcript is spliced from 3 exons. Gene Ontology annotation, molecular function: transmembrane transporter binding; voltage-gated potassium channel activity; potassium channel activator activity.